AUGGCCAAAGAUAUGAAAAACUUGUGUUGCCCCUUUCUUCUUCUCACCAUCAUCAUCAUCAGUUCCGUCUUCUUGGCAGCCGACGGCCGCCUCCUCUCUGAAGAUUCCGCUCAAAACCCCGAUUCAGAUCAUUCCGGUUCGACCCUUCAAGAUGGAAACCUACACGUGAUGAAUGCUAACCCGAGCUCAGGAGAAGAAAACCACGACGCGGGCCGUUCGGGGCCCACCACUGCAGAAGGAUUUCUAACCAUGAUGCAUUAUAUUCUGAACCCUAAAGAAGAAAAUCUAGACACGGGCAGUUCUGGUUCGAGCCCAGUAGAAGAAGACCAUAGCAUGAUCAAUUCUGGUCCGAGCCCUGCAGAGAGAAUCCCAGACAUGAAGAAUUCGAAGCUGAAACCCGGAGUGGGACACUUGGACACGACGAGUUUUGCUCAGAGUUCAGGAAAAGAAAACCAAGACGUGAUCAGUCCUGGUCCGAGCAAAGGAGAAGGAAACCAUGACGUGGUUAGUCCUGGUCCGAGCCCUACAGAGGGACUCCUAGACAUGAUGAAUUCUAAGUUGAAACCUGUAGUGGGACACUUAGACAUGACGAGUUUUGCUAAGAGUCCUGGAAAAGAAAACCAAGGCGUGAUUAGUCCUGGUCCGAGUACAGGAGAAGAAAACCGGGGCGUGGUUAGUUCUGCUCCGAGCCCUACAGAGGGACUCCUAGACAUGAUGAAUUCUAAGCUGGCACCCAUGGUGGGACACUUAGACACGACAAGUUUUACUAAGAGCACAAAAAAAGAAAACCAAGACAUGAUCAGUCUUGGUCCGAGCAGAGGAGAAGGAUACCUAAACAUGAUCAGUUCUGGUCCGAGCCCAGCAGAAGGAGACCAUAACAUGAUCAAUUCUGCUCCGAGCCCAGCACAAGGACUUCUAGACAUUAUGAAUUCUAAGUUGAAACCCGUAGUGGGACACUUAGACACGACGAGUUUUGCUAUGAGCCCAGGAAAACAAAAUCAAGACGUGAUCAGUUCUGGUCCGAGCAGGGGAGAAGGAUACCUGAACAUGAUAAGUUCUGGUCCGAGCCCAGCAGAAGGAGAUCAUAACAUGAUCAAUUCUGCUCCGAGCCCAGCACAAGGACUUCUAGACAUUAUGAGUUCUAAGUUGAAACCCGUUGUGGGACACUUAGACACGACGAGUUUUGCUAUGAGUCCAGGAAAACAAAAUCAAGACGUGACCAGUUCUGGUCCGAGCAAGGGAGAAGGAUACCUGAACAUGAUCAGUUCUGGUCCGAGCCCAGCAGAAGGAGAUCAUAACAUGAUCAAUUCUGCUCCGAGUCCAGCACAAGGACUCAUAGACAUUAUGAAUUCUAAGUUGAGACCCGUAGUGGGACACUUAGAAACGACAAGUUUUGCUCCGAGCCUAGGAAAAGAAAACAAAGACGGGGUCAGUUAUGGUUCGAACCCUGGGAAAGAAGACGAUGACAUGGUCAGUUCUAGUCCAACCUCUGGAGAAGGCCUCUUGAACACGAUGAGUUCUACUAUCAAACCUAAAGAGGAAAGUACGAUGAGGUUUGGUCCGAGUCCAGGAGAAGGAAACGAUGACAUCAUUCUUCAUGGUUCGAAUCCUGGAGAGGGACCUCAAGACAAUAUGAAAUCUAAUUUGAUCUCUGAAGUCGGACACCUAGACACGACGAAUUCUGCUCCUAGCACAGAAAAAGAAAACCACGAAGCGACCAGUUCUAGUCCAAACAAUGGAGCACACCUAGAGGUGAUAGAUUCUACUCUAAGACCUAGAGACGGAAAUCUAGACGUGAUGAAAUCUCCGCUACUAGAAGAAAAAAAAGAUGUGAUCAGUUCUAGUUCGAGCCCAACAGAGGAGAACGUGAUUAGUUCUGAUCCGAGUCCUGGAACCAACGAUGUGUUCGAUUCUGGUCCGAGCCCCGGAGAAGGACACUAA
Messenger RNA from Erythranthe guttata (spotted monkey flower), 1941 nucleotides. The record is from RefSeq and is a predicted model, not a curated record. NCBI's taxonomy places the organism in Eukaryota, Viridiplantae, Streptophyta, Magnoliopsida, Lamiales, Phrymaceae.